Molecule: messenger RNA, 228 nt
Organism: Auxenochlorella protothecoides
Lineage: Eukaryota; Viridiplantae; Chlorophyta; Trebouxiophyceae; Chlorellales; Chlorellaceae
Exons: 1
Coding region: 1-228 (75 amino acids)
Source: RefSeq, a predicted model, not a curated record
AUGCCGAGGCCAGGGCAGGUUUGGUGUCACGAGGUUGUAUUGAUGGCAACGAGAUGUUUCCCGUCAUGCAUAGCACGCUACCCAGGUUCACUUCUCCGGUCUUCAUCCACUCUGCCCAAGCUGCCUCAGCGGAUUCACACGUGCAUCGCAUCCUUAUCCGGCUUGGCCUUGCUCGUCCACUGCAGGUACCCCGAGACACCUGAGAAUCAGGAGGCAGAUAGCCACUGA